This is a messenger RNA of Nasonia vitripennis (jewel wasp), 1997 nucleotides long. RefSeq names its product 2-oxoglutarate and iron-dependent oxygenase domain-containing protein 3. Lineage: Eukaryota; Metazoa; Arthropoda; Insecta; Hymenoptera; Pteromalidae. Gene Ontology annotation, molecular function: oxidoreductase activity, acting on paired donors, with incorporation or reduction of molecular oxygen; L-ascorbic acid binding; iron ion binding. The transcript is spliced from 4 exons. Gene Ontology annotation, cellular component: membrane. The record is from RefSeq and is a predicted model, not a curated record. Bases 159 to 1142 code for a protein of 327 amino acids.
GUCUUCUGGGUGUUGAGCACUGUAUACAAUAUGGGUUAGUAUACACAAAUUUCUACACGGCGCACAGAGUACUGCCGAAGCUUAUAUAUCUGAACUUUUGCAAACGAUGGCAUUUAAAUUUUCGAUCGCAUAGUCGGCGUACCCUUUUUACUGAAACCAUGGCUCAAGAAACAGCGAGAAGGAGAAAAAACGAUGAGAAAAAGGACAAGGAGAGAGUCGUAGAGAAGAAGAGCGAAAGCGAAGAGACCAAGGAUAAGGAUGAAAUAAAACCAAAAUACGGACCUCAUGUCACCUUUCCCUAUCAGCGAGUCUGGUCUCGCUGUGUGUUAAUCCUGGGAGUUAUGCUCGUUGUGUGGUACAAUAGCAGAAAUGGAAAAGAAGUGUCAUUCGCUCGACAGAAGGAUGUCUUAGUCAGUCGGACUCAACACGUAGACUGUUCCACUGAUUACAAAGCUGAGAUAGAUAAAUAUCCUGGCUGUGUUCCUGAAAAAUGUGGGAGAGUUGUCUCCGACAAGCUGGUGUCAGCUUCGGAAGCUGACACCUUGCUGCAACUGGCUAAAAAUGGCUUCAAGUAUGGGGGCUCAGAUGGAGGAGCCAGUACAUUGGAUUUGCAAAGUGGUGCUCUCAGCAAGGGCACAAAGUUCAUCGACGUUUAUAGGCUGAGUGAUGCUAAGAAGAUUUUUAAUAGUGCUGACUUUGCUAUAUACAAAGUUGUUAGGACAAAGAUUCAUCAUGCGAUAGCCCAUCACUUUGGAGUGGAUGCAAACAAAAUUUAUUUGACCAAGCCCACAUUUUUUUCUAGAAUCACCAAUGCACCUGCUAAAACUAUUCACGAUGAAUAUUGGCAUCCGCAUGUUGACAAGGAGACUUACGAAUCAUUCCAUUUUACCUCGCUGCUGUACCUUAGUGAUUAUGGAAGAGAUUUCGAGGGUGGACGUUUUGUUUUUAUCGAUAAAAAUAGCGUGAAUAGUACCAUAGAGCCUCGAAAAGGUAGAGUUUCCAUGUUCACGUCUGGUAGUGAGAACUUGCACGCAGUUGAAAAAGUUACCUCAGGAACGCGUUACGCGCUCACUGUAUCAUUCACGUGUGAUAAAGAACAGGCCACAGUAGAUCCUAGUUUUGAUAGAACAAAACACGCAUAAAAUGCACGUCAUAAUAUUUACGACGUUAUUAACUUUAAGACGGGUUUAUUACGCAAGCCGGUAUAGAUAUGCCACGAUUUACACGAAAAACGUUUGUUGAAUAAAUCUUGAUGUAUUUUGUUGCUAUACAUUCCAGCAAACUAUGAUAUUGAUCUUCCCAAGUAAAUAUUCCAUCUUGCGCGAAUCAAGAAAUUUUUUGCCAUGUCCGAGAUUUCAAAUGCACAAAUAUUUUCUUGUACUUGUACAAAUAGAAGCGUUGUUGCUGAAGAUUACCAUGUUUUUAGAGUUUGUCACAAAUUAUAUUUUGUUUAAUGAAAUACAACAUUCGAUUACUAAUAGGUAGAAGAUCGGUGAUUUCCUAUGAACCAUGAUAAUAUAAGAGCACUGCUACAUGUGUAUACAUGAAUUAAUGUAUAUUUAAGAUUUGUAUCAAUAUAUAAAUGAAACGAAAUAAGUUUAUAUUAUUAUACAGUACUUAAUAAAGAGUGGGUGCGGUAACUGUUAUUUACAAAACAAAUACUUUGUUUCUACUCCGUUUAUUUAUUAUAUCUACAAUAAACAAUGUGCACAUUGUUUGAGUAUACACCUUAAAAUAAAUGCUCAAGAGUGUACAACGUCCUUUUCUUGUGCACUAAAAAGUACACUUUAUACUUUAUACGCAACUAAUUAAUUAAUUCUACAAUGUGCAUGUAAUAUUAUCUUAACAUUUCGCAUAAGAAAUAACUUUCUUACCAGUGCCGGAGGAAACAUUUACAUCGAAAAAAGAAAUAUUAAAAAAUGUAUCUUAAAUAUUCCACAACAUUCAAGUUUGAAUUUCCGCUAUUCUAUAAGUAGACCUUUCAGACGUAAAAAAAA